GUGAUGUCAUAAUGUCCCGACUAGUUAUAGGACUUGGGCAAUAGAAAGAAAUCUUUGAGGAGACACUGUAGAUUACCUGAUAAAAGGAUCAUUUUCCCGAUGAAUUUUAUAUUGUUUAUUUUUUUAUCUGGGGUUUUUUCCUCAUACACUAGUGAUUUGCAACCCCCUGACGAAGAAGGUGAUGUGUUACCCGUGAUACCUGAAGAGCAUCAAGAUGAACAACAACAGCAACAUAACUUGCCUAAAGAAGAAGAGACAGACUUACAGAGCCAUCCAAAUGAAGACAUUCCUAGGAAAGACUCCCAACUCCAUCCAAAUGAAGAAUUGCCCAAUAAAGACUCCGAAGUCCAGCCAAAUGAAAACUAUUUUAAAGAUGUAAAUGAACAACCACAAGGCAAGAAAGAAGGGCAUUUAGGAGUACAUAAAGAGGAUGCAGGAAAUGAGGAUAAUACUCGUGCCAAUGAGAAAACUGGCAAUUAUUAUAAAGAUAUAAGACAAUAUAUAUUCACGACACAAAAUCCAAAUGGUACUGAGUCUGAAAUAUCUGUGAGUGCAACAACUGAUUUGAAACUUGCUCUAAAAAACUAUAAACUCGUCAAUCAAACUACCGAAAAGCCCGGUGGAGACAGCUCUAAAGAACCCUUUGCAAAACAAAAAAAGCCAACCCUGAGUCAAAAUGUGCCUGCAUUUUGGACAAUGUUAGCGAAAGUUUUAAAUGCAACAGCCACAAAGAAUGCAGAUGAAAAAGAUCAAUUCUUUCAACCAAUUCCAGGCUCUGAUGUAGCUGCUACAACUCCGGAAAACCCGGAAAAGAUGGAGGAUAUCAAGUUAAAAUUAAUGCUGGGCAUCUCAUUGAUGACCCUCUUACUUUUUGUCAUCCUUUUGGCUAUCUGUAGUACCAUGAUUUUCAAAAUGAAGGCAAAGAUACCGAAUUUGAAAAAGUCAAACAAAGAAGGCAACUAUACCGUAAACCCUGAGCUGGCCAGUCGAUCUUACUUUCACCCAUCAGAAGGCGUAUCAGACACAUCUUUUUCUAAGAGUGGGGAGAGCAGCUCGUAUAUGGGAACCACUUCUUCAGAAAUGAAAAAAUCAGGCACAGGAGAGUCAAAAUCCAGAACGACAGAUGUGAUCUCCACAGCCUCAGAUGACACAGGCAUGAUUGAUGAGUCAGACUUACCUCACGACACAGGCAGAAUUGAUGAGUCAGACUCUCCUCACGACACAGGCAGGAUUGAUGAGUCAGACUCUCCUCACGACACAGGCAGGAUUGAUGAGUCAGACUCUCCUCACGACAAAGGCAGGAUUGAUAAGUCAGACUCUCCUCACAACAAAGGCAGGAUUGAUAAGUCAGACUUACCUCACGACAAAGGCAGGAUUGAUAAGUCAGACUUACCUCACGACAAAGGCAGGAUUGAUGAGUCAGACUUUCCUCAGAGUGAGGAACUAGAUGAAGACGUUCUCUCGGAUGAGUAGACAACUUCUUUUUUGGGGGGGGUCAUAAAAAAGAAAUAUUUCCAUGUGACUCACAUUAAUUUCAUGAUUUGGAAAUUCUGCUGAUACAUUUAUACAUUUCUGGUGUCUUAAGAGGACAAUAUAUUCAAUAAAAUUCUCUCUGCUGUAAUAAUUAUUUAAUGGGAAAAUACAAGGAGUAAGAAAA
Talpa occidentalis (Iberian mole) is the source of this 1657-nucleotide messenger RNA. It is a transcript of the gene EQTN, whose product is annotated as equatorin. The coding region runs from base 100 to 1473 and encodes 457 amino acids. The record is from RefSeq and is a predicted model, not a curated record. Gene Ontology annotation, biological process: acrosomal vesicle exocytosis; endocytosis; fusion of sperm to egg plasma membrane involved in single fertilization. Lineage: Eukaryota; Metazoa; Chordata; Mammalia; Eulipotyphla; Talpidae. Gene Ontology annotation, cellular component: plasma membrane. The transcript has 8 exons.